ACCAUGUGUUUCUGGUGAGGCUUCAUCUCCACGCCAAAAUGAGGCCGACGCCCGGCUCGCCUCCACCCGUCCUGCCGGCCGUCCUGGCGCUCGCCUUGGCCGCCCUCUGGCCUCGGCUGUCCUCGGGAGCCACGCCGUUCCCCCAGGACCUGGAGCCAAUCAGCACCGUGGGCAGAGAGUCCUCCUACCUCUACCCCAGCUUCCAGGGCCUCAUGUCGGACAACGACACCGUGCGCCUGGGCCUGGACUUCCAGCGGAUGCUGAGGAUCAACCGGAUGCUCUACGUCGCUGCCCGGGACCAUGUGUUUGCCAUCAAUCUCGCCACUUCGGCCGAGCAGAUAAUCCCACAGCAGAAGCUGACGUGGAAGACGAAGGAUGUGGAGAAGUGCACCGUGAGAGGGAAGAACAGCGACGAAUGUUACAACUACAUCAAAGUGCUGGUGCCGCGCAACGACGAGACGCUCUUCGCCUGCGGCACCAACGCCUUCAACCCCACCUGCCGCAACUACAAGAUGUCCACGCUGGAGCAGGAAGGGGAGGAGGUGGUGGGACAGGCCCGCUGUCCCUUCGAGUCCCGCCAGUCCAACGUGGGCCUGUUCGCAGGUGGCGAUUUCUACUCGGCCACCAUGACGGACUUCUUGGCGAGCGACGCGGUGAUUUACAGAAGUCUGGGAGAGAGCAGCCCCGUGCUGCGCACCGUGAAGUACGACUCCAAGUGGCUGAGAGAGCCCCAUUUCCUCCACGCCAUCGACUACGGGAACUACGUGUACUUCUUCUUCAGCGAGAUCGCGGUGGAGUACACCACUCUCGGCAAGGUGGUUUUCUCCAGAGUCGCACGCGUCUGCAAGAACGACAACGGCGGCUCGCCGAGGGUGCUGGAGCGCUACUGGACGUCGUUCCUCAAAGCGCGGCUCAACUGCUCGGUGCCGGGCGACUCCUUCUUCUACUUCGACGUCCUGCAGUCGCUCACCAACGUGCUGCAGAUCAACCGCCGACCGGCCGUGCUCGGCGUCUUCACCACGCAGGCCAACAGCAUCACGGGCUCGGCCGUCUGCGCCUUCUACAUGGACGACAUCGAGAAGGCCUUCAGCGGCAAGUUCAAAGAGCAGAGGAACAGCGAGACGGCGUGGACGCCGGUUCCAGAGGACCAGGUCCCCAAACCGAGGCCGGGAUGCUGCGCCGGCGAGGGCUCGGCGGCCGCCUACAAGUCGUCCACCACCUUCCCCGACGACACCCUGACCUUCAUCAAGUCCUACCCGCUCAUGGACGAGUCCGUGCCCUCGGUCAACGACAGGCCCUACUUCACCCGGACCACCAGCAGAUUCAAGUUGACCCAGAUAGCGGUGGACACGUCGGCGGGGCCGUUCAAGAACUACACCGUGGUGUUCCUGGGCUCGGACAACGGGCGCGUGCUGAAGAUCCUGGCCAGCACCGAGGGAGCCAACGCGUCCUUCAGCACCCAACUCCUGGAGGACGUGGACGUCUACAACCCCGACAAGUGUAACGUGCGGGGGGAGGACAGGAGGGUGCUGGGUCUGGAGUUGGACCGGGACCACCACGCCGUGUUCGUGGCGUUCUCCGGCUGCGUGAUCCGCGUGCCGCUGAGCCGCUGCUCCGACUACGGCACCUGCAAGAAAAGCUGUCUGUCUUCGCGGGACCCUUACUGCAUCUGGCUCAAGUCUGGCAGCUGUGCAACAGUCUCACCCGGCUUCAAAGGCGGCUUUGAACAAGAUGUGGAGAACGGUUACCAUCAGCACGCUGAAACCUGCCAUGACGUCCUGGCGACGACUCGCAAGCAAAACACGGCGCUGGAUUUGGCGUACGGGAAGACCACACCCACAAGCGCCAGCACAACCUAUCAUGGGCCGGCGUUCCCAAAGGAGGCAGGUGACCCUGAAAGAGGUACAGGUCCUGAUGGCCCUCCCCCCGUAGGGGAGCAAGAGUCACCUGACUCGGAGCCAAUCAGUGUGGAGAUGGAGGGUGUGAGGCGACCGCCGGAGCUGGAGAAGACCAAUCACAGUGUCCAUUAUACCCUCCUGAUCGCUUGUGUUUUGGUGGCCUUUGUCCUCGGCGCCUUCCUCUCCGGCUUCCUGGUCUCCUGCUACUGUAACCACACCGGCCACAAGACCAAGAAGCUGUCGAAGGAUCCAGAGGCGCCGAUCCCGCACGCCCUGUCCCUCCGCAGCCUGGCCAAGCUCAACGGCCUCCUGGACAGCCAGAGCAGGGACGACAAGCUGGAGGUGUCCUCUCCUAAGAUCUACAACUCUUUCUUCGCCAACAGUAAGGAGCAUCACCCGCCGAGGAGAAACGGCCAUCACGCCAUGACAAUGGGAGACCUGGUCCACCCGCACCACCACCACCACCACCUCCACCAUUCCUCCGAGCUGUCUGGUCUGCCUACGCCGGACUCAACCCCAGAACUGCCCAUCAAGAGCAUGAAAGCCUUCAAGAACCAGUGGGAGAAGAACCAGAACUGCAACAAUGCCAAGGAACCAAAGUCCCACAACACUGGCUCCAGGCCCAGCUCCGCCCUGCUUCACCAGCAGGUCUUCCCGUACUCCCAUGGCCUGUCCAAUGGGCAGCCAUUAGUCGGAGGCCACCUCCAUCCAGAGGAACGCAAAAUCCAUAAUGUUGAACGUGUGCUUUCUCAGCAACCUUACCCUGGUUACUCCCAGAAGGUGAUGGAGGUCACCUCACUGGAUGAGCUCCUGAAGCACAUCCACGAGGCAAGCAGCAGCAAGAACACCCAGUUGAUGAGCCCGUCAGGUCUGAUGGCUUGCGGCGGCGGCCAUCUUGCGUUCGCCAACCGCAUCCAACCUCAGAUUCCUGAGACUGAAUCGGCCCCUUACUACAGCUCGUCCACUUUACCUCGAGACAGCCUCACCCGACGGAUGGAUGUUCCUCCGGACAUUCCCCUGCACCACCAGUCCACCCUGGAGAGGAGGCACUCCUCCCAGAGGCACUCGCUAAUCGCCGCAGCCACCAAGAUGCCCAACGGCGUGGCAGGCGGAGGCGGCGGAGGCGGAAUGAUACCUCGGCAGCACAGCUUCAGCCAACGGAAUGGCGGGCCCCACCAGCCGCCUCCCCUCCUGGCACGGAUGAACUCGACGGGCAGCGCCUGCGAGGUGCACUACCCCCUCAUCCCCAACGGGUACCUGACACGCCAGCACAGCUACAACGAAGAGCAGCACGAGGUCCAACACAGGGGCGCGAUCGUUCGCCGGGCCUCCUCCCUCAAACCCGACGUCCCUCCAAAGCCCCUGUUCAUACCGGCCACGUCCCCCGUCAACCAACAGGGAAAGUUCAACUACUGAGGAGGUGCACUCCUGGACUACAGAGGGAGUCUCCCUCGUCGCGUCUUCUCAAAGGAACUUCCCCUUUGAAGGAAUGCGGCAGGGCUUCGAGGUUGCAGACCUUCACAAGCAAAGCAGUCUCGUGGACGGAAGCCUCAACCAAACUCCUUUCGCCCUCCUUCUUUUUGUCCAACGAAUAUCUUUGUACCAUAUUGGUAUUGCUCAGCUACUCGCUCAUAAUAGAACCACGGACUCAGGUGACGUGACGCCACCUCCUUAUAUAUUAGGCUGCCGAUGUCCUCAGUGUGGAUUUACGAUGCAACUUUUUUUUUUCGGGACGUUUUUAACGUUGGGAGAACUUUAACGCAUCAGUCGACCUCGAAGACUUAAAAUCCCGCGAUGCUUAGAUUCAUGCUUUUUGCUUCAAUUUUUUCCGAUGUAGUGUUGGUAACCAGUCCCCGACCCGCCCCACCCCCGAAUGUGUUUAUAUUAUGCAUGUGUGUGUAUAUAUAUGUGUGUUUAUAGCCACACCGUAUAUGUAUACAUAUACAUAUGCAGUAUAUGUAACCUGUGGUGAAAAGUCAGCAAAUUCCCCUGAAAGUAGUUAUGUCUUUGCCUUACUAUACUCUUUCAUCCUUUUGGGCAUAUCAAACGGUCCCCCCCCCCCCCCCCUCUAGGGACACCAAAUCAUGCACUUCAUUGGUACAUUCUCAGUCGGUUGGAAAAAAAACACACUGAACCAAAUUUGUUCGUGUUGAUAAGAGAAAGGAAAUACUUCAACAAAGCAGCUAUAUUCUUGAACCUCCUUUUGUCUUUUUUUUCCCGUCCAAGCAGAUCAGUCGGGUCCAAAAGUGACGUAAUCGGGUCCGUUCGAGGACGUUUCUAUCAGAUUGGUGCUCCACGUCUCUAGUGGGUCUAACGUCCUCUGAGAAUGGAAAAUAAACAAAACCGAAUGCUCAGAAAAUAAUUUGUCAAAAAAAAAAAAAAAAUGCCAACGCCAUCCGGCAUUGUGAGAAUGAACAUUAAAAAAAAAACAAAAAAAAAACAUGGAAACAGACUGCAGUAAUUCUAAUUAUUAACUUUGUGGCUAUUGGUUGUAAAUAAAAGGAAUAAUUACUAGCCAAAUUUUAACUGUAUGUGUAAAUGUGUGCCUUAUUUAAUAAUAGUGUGUGACAUGGGGGUAGGGGUUAAUGCAAGGGGCUCAGGUGGCUACUAUGCCACAAUAUAUUGUGGGUGUUUCAUUUCCUGUGGUCGUCAGUAUGUGUCAUACGGUAUCUAUUGUAUAUUUGAAGAGUUUCAUUCCAGAAUGAGAUAUGUCUUUAUUUUUUUUUUAAAUCUGAUAUUGCAAGUACGAUUGUAACACUCACUAAUUAAUCAUAUGUUAUAUCUUGAGCCCUUUUUUUUAUUAUUGUAACACUCAAGCCCUUUUUUUUUUUUACCAAUUAAUAUUUGACAAGUUAUCAUCUGUUAUUAUGAAAAAUAUAAAAACACCAGAUAUAUAUGUAUAUUUAUUUUGUUCUCCCCCCCCCCCUACUCCCCGAGAUGGAUUACAGUGUUUUGGAAUGAAACCCUUCAUUGCUCUCUUUGCUUUUGUUUUUUUUUAGUGUUUUGUUUUUGUUGUUUUGUUUAUUUUUCAUCCCAGAAGUGUGAGCCUGCAGAAUAUUUUUGGGGAGAGUUUGGCAAAGCAAAUACAAACCGCCCUGAGACUGCAGACAUUCAGGUUGGACUGCCUCCAUUUUAUGUCACUUUCCACUGGGUGUCACUUUCCCUAAAGGUGCCAUUGUUCACUUUGUUUGUUUGUUUGUUUUAGCGUUAGCAUUAGCAUUAGCACCACUUUGGGGUUUUUCUAAAAGAGCAGCGCACAGUUCCUCUUACGGGAUCUCCUACAGACCUGGAGCCAUCGUAGAAGUCAAUCGCAGAUAUGUGGCAUUUGAUUUGAAGAUUGCUAAAAAACGCCGUGAGAAUAGCUGGAGGCAUGAAACCGGACUUCUACGAUGGUUACCGAUGUAGAUUCUGACUCGCCCGUGUCACCGGGCGUCAGCUUCCAGCCACGCAGGAAGCAACUUUAGGAGAACGUGUGAAAACGCAGAAGAAGUGCAAUGAACUCUGAUCCCGACCAGCUGAGAUUGUCUCUUGGAACCCGGUUCCCAGGUGCCAAAGCGUUUGCUGAGCUCCUCCCACUUGGGGGAAAGGUGGGGGGUGCCGGUACGACUCCACCUCCAGGAAGAAAAAAUAAAAUAAUAAAGUAUCACGCGGCUUCGACCGACUUUUUGUUCACGGUCGACUGGAAACGUGAUCAAUUCUGUGAGAGCAGCGCUACGUUAUUUACUGUCUGAAAGCAGGUUGUUUUAUUGAUUGAAAUUUCCCAGAAUGCAUUUGACCCGAUAUUUAAUAAGUUUUCUACUCAUACUCCCAACACUCCAGGAAAUUAAGAAAAACAGUGAGGAGAAGAAGAAAAAAAAAAAGGCAGCAGAGCAUUAAAUAGCAUUUGGAACAACAAACACAAAAAACAUCCAAAUUGAUUUAAGGUCGUGACCGUAACGUUUCAUAAGAGGAAUUGUGGCAGCUUACAGUGUUUGAUGCGGGGAAGUGUUGUUGUUGUUUUUGUUUUGUUUUUGUCUGCCGGUGACAGAUUGUAAGGGAGAGGGAGCGGUCUCGCCUCUAAAUAGCUCUUAUCAGUAUUUUGAUUUGGUGUAAAUACAUUCUAUCUGGGCGGGGUCUCAUUGAUUCAGUAUUAUGGUUUUUAUUUUUAUUAUUUUUUUCCCUGUCUUUAUUUCCAGGCUUCGCCUCUUGAAUUACUAUGAAUUCGGUCUCACAGAAAACCAUUGUAUGUCUCUUAUACUAGGAAUAAAAUGA
Messenger RNA from Cyclopterus lumpus (lumpfish), 6149 nucleotides. It is a transcript of the gene sema6cb, whose product is annotated as sema domain, transmembrane domain (TM), and cytoplasmic domain, (semaphorin) 6E. NCBI's taxonomy places the organism in Eukaryota, Metazoa, Chordata, Actinopteri, Perciformes, Cyclopteridae. Gene Ontology annotation, biological process: negative chemotaxis; axon guidance; neural crest cell migration. The transcript has 18 exons. The coding region runs from base 39 to 3314 and encodes 1091 amino acids. Gene Ontology annotation, molecular function: semaphorin receptor binding; chemorepellent activity. The record is from RefSeq and is a predicted model, not a curated record.